UCUUCUCCAAGGGAGUUCUUUGCCCGUCUAUACGGAAAUCUGGAAACGUCGGGUUCCAACGCCACCACAACAGAAACUCCGCGGGUAACCAAGUCAUCGUCGCCCAUAUUAACAUCCGGGGCAAAGUCGCCGAAGACUCCGCCUCCGGGUGCCCGGGAGUCCCCGCGACAGAUGCCCGCUGCCUCCCGGCUGUUCAGCCCCGCAGUUCCUCUGCCCGUGUUCCCCCUGCAGAUACCGGGGUUCUCCUUCCUCCACGGAGCUCCGUCGACAGCUGAGGCCUUUCCAAGCUCGGUGAGCGGGCUGCAUACCCGAGUAGAGGACAUUUCGACACUGCGGCCGCUCCUCACACCUGAGGGACACUUUCCGGCAGGAUUUUCAGCCUUCCUAGCCAGACGUCGUCGAAAAGAGGGACGACCACGGAGGCAGCGGACGACGUUCAGCAACGAACAAACCCUGCGGUUAGAACUGGAGUACCACCGCAGCGAGUACAUCUCACGGAGCAGACGGUUCGAGCUGGCCGAGACCCUCGCGCUCACCGAGACGCAGAUCAAGAUCUGGUUCCAGAACAGGCGAGCCAAGGACAAGCGCCUCGAGAAGGCGCACAUUGACCAGCAGUACAGAAAUCUGGCCUUGGCAAGUGGUCUAACAGCCUUUCCACAGUCGUAUCCCGGGCCUGGAUUCUGUGGUUUGUGUUUAUAUAAAGAUCUGUCGUCUUCAGCCACAGCAACCUCUACAGAUGCAGUAACAUCGCUGGGGAACUGUUUGCCUGCAACGCCACUCGCCACUACCGUCAGCCACCACCACUAUCAUCACCAUCACAGCACAAAUAGCAAUGAUUCUACGUCACAAGAUAGUCAGCUACGAAACGAAACAAGUGAAACGCAACAAAAGAAAAUCUGAACGUUGCUAACGGAAACAAAAAUGUAUUUAAUAUUUUGAAUGUUGUAAUUCCGAGAGUUAAAGGACUGUAAAUGCCAAAAUACGAAAAUUAUUCCACGAAGAAGGUUAUGAGUUCUCUUAACAGUAAUAAAUAAAUUGUCAUUCCUGUAACUCAUAAGAUAUUAGGGGAAAGAUUAAAAAGUUAAGGACAUUGUUGGAAUGUUUUCGUUGUACGACUGGCAAACCUGCUGAAUUUUGGUCAUACUAAAUUUCAAGGUCACACAUUAAUAUGCUGCGAGUGUGUUUGUGCCUAGCCAGUGUGGCGUAAAAAUAUUUAUUUAUACUUUAUUUAACGACGGUUUUACAGUAUCUCAGAUUAUAUGGCGUCAAAUGAGAAAAUGAUAGUGACUAAUGAAUUGGAAAGGAUUUGUAAGGAAGCGGUCGUGGCCUAAUUUAAGUUAUUACCCCGCAUUCUUCAUGUGACCAAAUGGAACUAGCAGACAAUCUGUGCUCUUCUAGAGUUUGCUUUAAACAAAGUCUUCUCUGUCUCCGUCAUGAGGGGUUGAUACCACACAAAUUCUUCAUGAUGGAAGAUACGGAUUUUAACUUACACGGCCUAGCGCUCGAGUAGACCAGUAGUAUUCGUCGUUUUUUGUUCGCGUACCCCCAGAUAUAAUUUCUCUUCAACUUUG
Zootermopsis nevadensis is the source of this 1571-nucleotide messenger RNA. The record is from RefSeq and is a predicted model, not a curated record. Lineage: Eukaryota; Metazoa; Arthropoda; Insecta; Blattodea; Termopsidae.